UGAUCUAAUCUUGCAACAUGGCAGCCAAGUUUGUAGUAGCCUUGACGUGUUUCGCCCUUUGUCACUCCAGUCCAAUCAUUUUGAAUGGUUAUUUAUAUCGCGACGGACGCAACUUUGCGACCGGUCAAGGCUACACAAAUGGCUAUGGCGGACGAGCAACGGGUUCAGCGACAAUUGAAGGUGGUGCAAUUAAUGCUUAUGGAAGCGCAUCAACCGACGAGCAGAAUUUCUUAAACAGAAACAUUGGCUACGGCGAAGCGUAUCCUGGUCAAGCGAUCGCAAAAGCUGAAAUCUACGAUUCACCUCAAGUUCCUGUUUACGGAUCAGCCAAAGCUGAAGCCCAAAACAUGCCAACUUACUACGCUAUCCCAGCACCUGCAACUAUUAUGUCUUACGAACAAAACUUCGAAGUUCCCGCUGAAAUAAGAUACACAAUGCCCGCUAACGGUGGUGUUUCUGCCGAGUCAUCUGCUGUACUUAAUGGUAACUCUGAAUCUUCAAUCACUUCAGCUAGGACCGAUGGUACUGGUGCCGCCGAAUCUUCUGCCAAAACCCAAGGCAUUGGUAGCUACGUAAUUACAGCUUCUAAUGCAAAAACGGCUGGAAGUUCAGGAUCUGCUUACUCUGAUGCUAACAACGCUCACGGAUUAACCAACAUUAUGACCAAAACCGACGGAUUUGGCUCGGCCUUGUCAAAAUCCCAAAACGGACUUGGAUUGACUUCGGCUGAAUCUCAAUCAAACGGUGGUUCUGCUACUUCUUCGGCCAAAAACACUGUCGAUUCCAUUAUUGCAACAGCUAAUACUCAGGGUUACGGAACUGCUUCCUCGAACAUCGACACUAGAAACAUCCAAAACGUUCACCAGAGAGGAAUCCAUUGGCGAUUCGGUACUGCUUUUGACACUCCUUCUGGUCAAGCUCACGCCACUAGCCAAUCUCAUGGAGGUUCAGCUAAAUCGACUGCCCAAACAAAUGGUUAUGGAACAAUCCAAUCCACUGCUGAUACUCAAGGUUACGGAUCUGCUGAUGCAAACGCUAACAUGAAUGGAAUUGGCUAUGUUCAUUCUGUUGCCAACAACAAUGGUCUUGGUUAUGGUUCCGCAAAGUCCACCGCUAACACAAAUGGAUACGGUUCAGCAAACUCCAUUGCCAACACAAACGGCCUUGGUAUCGCUAAAUCUUCAGCUAACACUCAAGGAGCAGGCUAUGGUAACGCAGACGCUCGUGCUGACAUUAACAGCGCGGGAACUAUUACCUCUGCUGCUAACACUAACGGAUACGGAAAAGCCACAUCUACAGCUAAUACUGACAUGGGUGCACUUCGGUAUGAUGGAAUCUACGGUGGUUCUCGAACAAUUGCUAAUGCUCAAACUUCUGGACAGGGCACAGCAUCUUCUUCCGCUAGAACUCAAGGAAUGAACGCUGCCUACAGGGUAGUCAACACAUCUGCCAACAGCUUUGGCCACGGCACCGCUCAGGCUAACGCUAGUGCCUAAAGAACGUUAGUUUUUACAACAAAAAGCAAAUCACACCAAGACGACU
Molecule: messenger RNA, 1542 nt
Organism: Vanessa atalanta (red admiral)
Lineage: Eukaryota; Metazoa; Arthropoda; Insecta; Lepidoptera; Nymphalidae
Product: hyphally regulated cell wall protein 3-like
Exons: 2
Coding region: 18-1496 (492 amino acids)
Source: RefSeq, a predicted model, not a curated record